CAUAUGGUAGAGUUUCCCUAUAAAUAAUGCAGCCUGUUUCUCUGGUUUCCAUCCAAGCCUCUCUCUUACAUUUCAUAGUUCUGUCAAAGAUUGUCAACUUUAAUGGAGUUUCAUCUCCUUCUCCUCUCCAUAUUCGCAGUGCUUUCUCUGACACACGUGGCAAGCCAUGCAGCUCUGUCUCCCCAAGCUUACUGGCACUCGGUGUUGCCAAACACUCCCAUGCCCCAGGCUGUCAAGAAUCUUCUACCACAGGAAGCCAACUUGCGCAGAAGUGAUAAGGAUGUUGUAGGGCAUAUUGAUUUUGCUAAAGCCAACGUGCGUAGAGGGGAUAAGGAUGCAAGAGCGAUUCUUUACAACGUGGGCAGAGGGGAUAAAGAUGCAAGAGCGAUUCUUUACAACGUGGGCAGAGGGGAUAAAGAUGCAAGAGCGAUUCUUUAUUUUGCUGAAGCCAGCAUUAAUCGUCAACUACAUUAUAACCUCAAUGAAACAAUAUAUUUCUUGGAGGAGGACAUCAAACAAGGCACAAAGAUGAACUUGGACCUCUCUAAAGAAGCAAAUAGAGUAACAUUCUUACCUCGAACAGUUGCUCAGUCGAUGCCCUUUUCAUCGAAUGAGUUUCCUAAAAUUCUGAACCAAUUUUCUGUGAAACCCAAUUCAGCAGAAGCCAAGAUUAUGAAAAAAACAAUUGAAGUUUGCACAGAGAUGCCUGCCUUUAAAGGAGAGCUGAAAUAUUGUGCAACUUCAUUAGAGUCGAUGAUUGAUUUCUGCACUUCCAUGCUUGGCAAAAGAGUCAAGGCAUUGUCGACAGAGUUGGAAAAAGAGACUCAAUUGAGGAAGUAUAGUGUUGUGGGAUUCAAGAAGAUUGGUGGUGAUGAAGUGGCAGUGUGUCAUAUGCUCAAGUACCCAUAUGCGGUGUUUUCCUGCCACAACGUGCACUCGACCAAAGUGUACAUGGUUUCAUUGGAAGAUGCAGAGGAGGGCGGGACAAAAGCGACAGGUGUGGCAGUGUGUCAUAUAGAUACAGCAGCAUGGAGUCCCAACUUCGAGGCUUUUCAAAUGCUCAAGGUCAAACCAGGAACUGUCCUUAUUUGCCAUAUUCUUCCUGAAGAUAAUAUUGUCUGGCUUCCUAACUAAAUCUGUCUAUAUAUAUUGUGGUUUUAAAUAAUGUGUCGGCAUAUGUAUCGAUAUCAGCUAUACGGUUACGUAUCGAUUGAUAUCGAAUUGUAUUGACCGAUAUAUUAAUGAAUAACAGUAUCGAAAGUCCUCAAUCCCGAUA
Messenger RNA from Camellia sinensis, 1276 nucleotides. The record is from RefSeq and is a predicted model, not a curated record. Lineage: Eukaryota; Viridiplantae; Streptophyta; Magnoliopsida; Ericales; Theaceae.